Cricetulus griseus (Chinese hamster) is the source of this 483-nucleotide messenger RNA. The record is from RefSeq and is a predicted model, not a curated record. Lineage: Eukaryota; Metazoa; Chordata; Mammalia; Rodentia; Cricetidae.
AUGGCAGAGGCGGCCGCUGUGCGCCAGUUUCGGCCAGUUACACACCUGAUAUUUGACCUGGAUGGACUGCUUCUGAAUACUGAAGAUUUAUAUACCGACGUGUUUAAAGAAAUAUGUAGUCGCUAUGAGAAGACGUACAACUGGGAGGUCAAGUCCCUGGUUAUGGGGAGGAAGGGCCUAGAAACCUCAGAGGUCAUAAAUCACGUCGUUCUGGGAGACGAUCCUGAGGUAACUAAGGGCAAGCCAGCCCCAGACGUAUUUCUUGUCUGUGCCAAGAGGUUCUCUCCUCCUGCGGCUCCAGAAAACUGCCUUGUCUUUGAAGAUUCCCCUAAUGGAGUGGAGGCAGCCAUAGCCUGUGGGAUGCAGGUGAUCAUGGUACCUGAUGAAAACUUGAGCAAAGACUUGACCACAAAAGCCACCCUGGUGCUGGGUUCCCUACAGGACUUCCAGCCUGAGCUGUUUGGUCUUCCUGCCUUCGAGUGA